AAGCGGGGCGGGGUGGGGACGGGGCCAGGAGCUUUCUUCCGCUGGAGGACACCUUGAGUACGCCCUCGGCCCGACGUGCUGUACUGUCGGCUUUUCUGGUUCCACGACGCCAGGGCCGGUGUGACCUCCAUCGCGGGGCUGGCGGAGGCCUUAGGAGUCCGGCUGGUUCACAGAAGAAAAGCUUGGCCAGGCUGAGAAGACAGAAUUGGAUGCUCACUUAGAGAACCUCCUUAGCAAAGCUGAAUGUACCAAAAUAUGGACAGAAAAAAUAAUGAAACAAACUGAAGUGUUAUUGCAGCCAAAUCCAAAUGCCAGGAUAGAAGAAUUUGUUUAUGAGAAACUGGAUAGAAAAGCCCCAAGUCGUUUAAACAACCCAGAACUUUUGGGACAAUAUAUGAUUGAUGCAGGGACUGAGUUUGGCCCAGGGACAGCUUAUGGUAAUGCUCUUAUUAAAUGUGGAGAAACUCAAAAACGAAUUGGAACUGCAGACAGAGAACUGAUUCAAACAUCAGCCUUAAAUUUUCUCACUCCUUUAAGGAACUUUAUAGAAGGAGAUUACAAAACAAUUGCUAAAGAAAGAAAGUUAUUACAAAAUAAGAGACUGGAUUUGGAUGCUGCAAAAACAAGACUAAAAAAGGCAAAAGCUGCAGAAGCUAGAAAUUCACAACUAAACUCAGCUCGCCUUGAAGGAGAUAACAUUAUGGUAAAUUUCUCUUACAUGCUCAACUUCCUGCAUGUAAAAUGGCUGAAGAUUUGGGCAGAGGAAGUGACAAAAUCUGAACAGGAAUUAAGAAUAACUCAAAGUGAAUUUGAUCGCCAAGCAGAGAUUACCAGGCUUCUGCUAGAGGGAAUCAGCAGUACACAUGCCCAUCACCUUCGUUGUCUGAAUGACUUUGUAGAAGCCCAGAUGACUUACUAUGCACAAUGUUACCAGUACAUGUUAGACCUCCAGAAACAACUGGGAAGUAGGAAUCAGCUAGAUGAUGAAAGAGGCGCAGCUAAACAUUUUCCAAGCAAAGAAGAACAUGUAAAAAAGGCCCAAGGAAAGAGAGUAGUAUGUUUUCCAUCCAGUUAUCUUUGUAACAACAAUCAAACUUCUGCGACACCUACACCAUCUAUUUUACCAAAUGUGAUUGUUUGUUCUGCCAUGGCUUCAACUAGUGGCCUAGUAAUCACCCCUCCUCCUGCCAACCUCAAUGAUAUUAAGGAGUAUAAUGGCAGCAGGAAGGCCAGGGUUCUCUAUGAUUAUGAUGCUGCAAACAGUACUGAGUUAUCACUUCUAGCAGAUGAGGUGAUCACUGUGUUCAGUGUUGUUGGAAUGGAUUCAGACUGGCUAAUGGGGGAAAGAGGAAAUCAGAAGGGCAAGGUGCCAAUUACCUACUUAGAACUGCUCAAUUAAAUAGGUGGACUGUGGAAAGAUUGCCCAUCAUGACAUUGUAUUUAUGUACAAUUAACUCUAAAUAUAGCAGGUUUGAGUAUCUUCCAUGUUAAUGUCUUAUGAGACUGAAAAUACCAGCUAUCAGAAACUGGCCUUUCUGCCAAUAAAGUUGCAUGAUAAAUAUUUGAUUACAGAAUUUAUGUUACAACUUUCAUGCCAAGAAUGUUUUCUUACAAAAUUCUUUUUACUGAAGUUUCACUAAUAAGCAGCUUCUACUUUUGAGCCUCAACUUAAAGCAGAAGAACUGUUUUCUACUGAAUUUUUCACUAACAGCAAGCUUUUGUUUUAUGUAAAAUAAAUCUAUUGUGAAUUGAUAUCAGUGACUCAUUUUUUAGGUAUAAUUAAUAGCCAAAGAGUAAAAUUAAAGUUUGUUUUAAAACUUUUGGUUUAAAAAAGAGCUCUCCAGGAUAUAAAAAAAAAAAAAAAAACUACUCUGUUUUGAAGAAUAGACUGUUUCUAAAUGCUUCCACAAACAGAAAUGGCAGUUAUCCCUGUUUACCUUGUUUUCCAACAGAAAUCAGAUGAUUUCAGUACUAUGUUUUGAUGUGUUAUUUUGGGUUUGGUUUGGUUUGUUUUUAAACACUACUGGUUUCUUUUAAAUUUAAGAACAACUAGUUAUUGAAAGGCAUUACCAUAUUUCUCUGAUAAAUUUGUAGUUAAGGUUCUAAAAUAUCUGGUAUAAAUUCAGUUCACUGAAUGUGUUUUUAAGAUUACUCAGUUGGCACAACUUAAUGCAAAAUCAGAACUGGAUCCAUUAAGAACAUACUGCAGUAAAGAGGAUUUGUUCUUAUGGAACAACAAAUCUAUAUAAAAAUAUGGAUUAAUGCAACUGCAUUCAUUAUAAAGUAAAUUACACACAAAUUUUUGGUUUCUCUGAGCCUACUCUUAAAGUAUUGAAUUUAUUAAUGAACAUAUGUUAUCUUGAUCAGGAUCUUUGCUUGUGAAGCACACACUCAUGAAAUUAUUAGUGAUACAUUUAAAGCCAGAAAAUUGCUAUUUGGGCCAUGCUAUGAAUCAGCAAAUUGGCAGAUCAUUUGCUUGUUGAGACUUCUGUUCUCAUUCUCAUUCAUUCAUUCAACAAACAUUUGUUGAGGACCAGGUACUAUACUGAUCAACUGUGGAUACUACUCUGAACAAGAUACACAUAGUCUUUGCCACUGCAGAGCUUAUGACCAGUAGAGGAUACAAAAAAAUAAACCAGCAGUUGUUCCAUAACAAGAUCAGUACUAUGAUAGAAAAAAAUACAGGAUACUGUGUUUGGGAGUCACCUAACUCCAAAUUGGAGAGUGAGAGAUGGUUUAAGAAAAAGUGUUCCAGGUAGAGGGAAAAAGAUGUGCCAGGCCUUGAGCCAAGAGAGAACAUAGCAUAUUCUGGCAACUAAAAGUAUUAAUAAUUUACUCUGGCUUAACAUGAAGUACAAAAGUGAAGUUCAUUUAUUCAGGGAAUGUUAAUCUAUCAAAAUGAUCUUUUUGGUACUUUAAAAAAGUGAAUACUUAAACACCAUUUUAAAAUAUCCUUUUGUGUGUUAAGAGUUCCUAAUAUGUUGAUAAUUUAAUUCACAGUCCAAACUUUAGUUGUUACCUUUUUAUUUCUGUGCUGAGACAAAUUCUUCUACAAUUUUAAUAGUUUAUAAGAUGUUUUAACACUGUGAAUUGCUGUAUUCUUAAAGAACUUCAAAAGCUGCUCAAGCUGGUUUUUUUUAUAGAACCAAGUAAAUGAAACUUUUUAGCCUUCCCUCAGAAAAGAAGUUCUACAGCCUAGUGUAUUAUCUGUUCUGUUACACAAGUCCAGAUGUAGGCUUUGAAAGAUUGUACCAAAACUUCAGGUCAUCUUAAACAGCAACUUAUUUCCCAUAAAAUUAGGUUUAGGGGAAAUAGAGUGAUAAAGAGGAAAGAGUAUUAGUAAUGGAAUGAAAUGGUCCUGGAUUCAAAUCCUGUCUUCCUCACAUACUGUGCUCUUCGAGCUUUAACUCAGAUGUAUAACUGCCAUUUCUUUACCAGUAAAAUGAGGAUAAUAAUUAUGUUACCUUAGGGUGGUUGUAUUAUAUAGCAAAUGUUAUCUUGUAUUUCAGGUGCUUAUGGGGGGGGGGUAGUACGUAGAUUGGCACAUAGUAAACAUUCUGUAAAUACCAGUUUUCUCAUGUGAGUCCCAGUAGCUUCCUCACCUACUAAGACUGUGGGCCUUGUUUAUGACUGUGUACCAGAAGUACCUCCUUAUGUCUGGGCUCUGUUUACUCCCUAUCUGUCCUAUCCUCCACCCUCUUUAAAUCAGCCCCAAUCUGGGUUUAACCUCACCACAGUCAGUAUAAAUUCCUUAUCAGACCUUUCUGUUUUCCAUCAGGUGAAUGUUGAUUAUAGUAACCAGAUAACAGACAGAAGCCUUCAGUAACAAGUUUCAAAGGCUUCUUGUACUUUUGUCUACCAUAAAUCCACCAUAAUAUGUAGGCUUGCUUUUAUGUUUAUACUUUUUAUUUUAAUGAGGUUUUGUUUGGUUGGUUGAUUUUUUGUUUUAUUUUGGUAUUUGUUUAUUUUAAAGUCAUUUGCUUAGUUUUUACUCAGGUAAAGGCCCAUGAAGGUUCUUAGCCAUGAAAGAAAAAGCUUAGGAAGCGUAUUAAUUCAUGGUGCAAUUCAUAAUUAUUUAAAUAAGCUCUGUGCCCUCGAGCUUAAUCUAAAAGUGUAGUAACAUGUGAAAGAUGCACAUAUGAAUAAAAUAAUAAACUAGGAAAUAAUUGUAGGGCCUUCUACAAACAGAAAAAAGUGAUUGAAUUGUGUCUACCUUUGUCUUCAUAGUAAUCUAACUUUAAAAUGUCAUGGUGUUAAAACUUUUUUAGGGUGCUAAUCAGAAAAAUCCAUAUUGCAGGUGAGGAGGCCCCAAAAAUGGGAAUGUGCCUCACUCUGUGUAACGUGGGAAAUAAGAAACCUGAAACCAGAGGAUUACCAAUGUGGCUUAGAGCCCAUCCUCAUAGUUUCCUGCCAUCCUCCCCUAGAACCAACGCACAAAAUGAGACUGCGGAAGCUAGUGUUGAGGAGACAUUUCCGAGAUAAACGGGAGUGGAAGAUGAUGGAGGGCAGGACAAGAAACCGUAGACUUGUUCACCCAUAGAGGCCCAGCUUACCUCCAUGCUUUGUUGACUGGAUUCCUGAAAAUUCCUUCCCUGUCUCCCAAACACCUGAAAUUUUGAAAUAUGUUACCAUAGUAUAUAGCACUUCCAGCCUGGGGGAGGAGCCAUAAUGGAGAGAUGGCUUUAUAGUUUGGCCUACAGCCAACUUUGCCUCAACCCCUUCUCCAGAUAAGAUGAAAUGGUCCUUACCUCAUGAUGAGUCUCAAAUGUUGGGAAGGAAUUUCCACAAUCAUAACUGCCUUUUCUUCCAUAUUAUCCUAAUUAGAAAAUCUGCUUAGUAGAGCAGUGGUUCUCAAAAUGUGAGACCCCCAGACUGGCAAUAUCAGCAUCUCCUAGAAACUUGUUUAAAAUGCUAAUGACUAUUUCCAAGUGCUUUCUACCUUCAUUUGCACUUAUCUUUUGUUUUCAAGGGCUUAUUGAAUUAGUUUUGCAUGUGACAGCUGUUUAAAUAUUUUAAGACAAAAACGAGUCUUCUAGUCUUUACUGUGUUCUAGCACUAAUCAUAAUUGUAGUUAUAGUUAUUUUUAUAUUCUUGUUUAGUCUGUAUCUGUCAAUCUAGAAUUUAGGCUCCCUCAGACACAGACUAUGAUUUUUUGGAUCACAGUUAAAUUCCCAACUCUUAGCACAAGACUUAGAACAUAGUAUUGUACUCAAUAAGUAUUUGUUGAAUAAAAGAAAAAAUGCAAAUUCAUAAGCCUUCCCUAAGACCUACUGAAUCAAACUCUGGGGGUGGGGCCCAUUAAUCUGUUGUAACAGCCAUUUGAGUUAUUCUCUUGCACUCUAAAACUUGAGAAACACUGCAGUAGAACUAAGAACUUGCAUUUCACCUUUAGGCCUACUAUCUGACAUCACUUGAAAAAUUCUCUGCCUUCUUUUACCCUUACCAACAACACUGCUGUGUCUGGUGUAGGGGAACCUUCUGGUCUAUAUUAUUAAUACAAGUGAGUAUGGAGGUAAAAAGAUAUGCUUAGUAGGAAAUAUGGCAUAGAAUGUCAGUACUUGGUAGCUGUGGAGGGUUUCUAGAAAUAGAUCCUUUAGUCUGAAGAAGCAUAAGCACUACCACCAUCCACAUUUUCACUCAGCACAGUGCCUUUUAAUUGGUGACAACCAAUUAACAUUAAACAUGCUGACAAACUGUUAAAGUAGUAUCAGACUAAUGUGUACAUCCCUGUGCCUCUUAGGUUGCUAAGUUCUCUAAUUCCUACUUCAACAGAGACUUUUUAAGAAUUGUUAAUGCUUUUUUAUAAUAGAAGUCAUAGCCAUGUAAGCAAAAAGAAAAAUAUAUGGUUAAGACGAUAAAAAUCACCUGUAAUUCAACCAUCCAGGUAGAACCACUGUUAUUUAGGUAUAUGGCCUUCCAGACUCUUUUCUGUGCAUUUAUAGAUUUUUUUAAGGGGAUCAAAUUAUACAUACUGUUUUGUAACUUUUUUUCACUCGACAAUGCCAUGACUAUCUUGCUGUGUCAAAUAUAUUUCUACAUCUUUUUAAUGGCUGCAUGAUAUUCCAUCAUAUGUGCCACAUUUUAUUAAACUGUUGAAGUUUUAGGUUUCCAACUUUUCAUUAAUAAAGUGCUUUAAAGAA
Messenger RNA from Microcebus murinus (gray mouse lemur), 6140 nucleotides. The record is from RefSeq and is a predicted model, not a curated record. Lineage: Eukaryota; Metazoa; Chordata; Mammalia; Primates; Cheirogaleidae.